Molecule: messenger RNA, 1962 nt
Organism: Drosophila rhopaloa
Lineage: Eukaryota; Metazoa; Arthropoda; Insecta; Diptera; Drosophilidae
Product: keratinocyte proline-rich protein-like
Exons: 1
Coding region: 1-1962 (653 amino acids)
Biological process (GO): mRNA splicing, via spliceosome
Cellular component (GO): ASAP complex; cytoplasm; nucleoplasm
Molecular function (GO): RNA binding
Source: RefSeq, a predicted model, not a curated record
AUGCCUAAGGAGAAGAGCAGCAAGGCGAAGGACGGGGCUGAGCCACCCACAAAGCGGCAGAGGAAGGAUCGCCGGGAGCGCAAGGAGCGCAAGAAUGGCAAGGAGGUAAUCCCCGCCGGAGGAGGAGAAGGAGAAGGAGGAGGAGGAGGAGCUGGUCCAAGGGUGAGGAACAGGUCGUCCACCCCCUCGUUCGCCACGGAGAGCGAGUCCAGCUACUCGGACUCCAGCUUCACCUCCACCACAUCCUUCAGCUUCUCCAGCUCCACCAGCAGCAGCUCCUCGUCCAGCGACAGCGAUGAGGAGCCGGAGGGCUCCACCAGGAAGCCGGAUGGCCCGAAGCCCUCCUGCUGCCGCCAUCGGCACUAUCACCGCCAUCGGCGCCACCACCACUCCUCGCGCCACCCGCACCGCCGAUGUGGGCGUGGCAGUUGCCACCAUCGCUCCGCACACGGCCGCUCCACGAAGCGCUCCUCCAGGAAGGGGCGUCGCGGCGCCACCCACUCCUCCACCAAGGCGCCACUUGUGAUCAAGGAGGAGGCCCCAGCCGCGCAGGCCAUCCUGAUACCGGAUCCCAUUCCCCUGCCCGUGCCGGCUCCCAUUCCGGCCGUCCUCGCCACGCAUCCACAUCCGCAACCGCAUCCGCAGCCUGUGCCGGCUCCCGCUCUAGCCCCUGCUCCUGCUCCUGCCCCUGUUCCUGCUCCUGGUCAUGCUCUUGGUCCGGUGGCCAAGCCAGCUCCCCAAACGGUGCCCAUGGAGCAUCAUCACCGCAAGACGCGCGUGCGCAGCUCCGGUUCCGGCUUGCAGAACCUCAUCCCGGCCACCAGCAGCCACAACCAGGCCGUCUUCCAGUCGAAUACCGUCACCGUCACCAAGAGCACCGCCACUCCCACUGCCGCUCCAACCGCCAUAACCAUGCCCAGUGAUGACCAGACGAUGGGCAAUUCCUCUGAAGGCAAAAUCAAGGUCGGCGGUGCCCGAUCCUCCGGCACGAAGAUACCCCUUGCCAAUGCCAUGGCCAGCAAGUCCGCCAACCAGGUCAAGACCACGGUGGCCUGCUCCUCUUCGAAAGCUCUGGCAAAGCCUGUUAAUCCCAAUUCGAGCCACUCCAAUGUCAACCCCCCCACCGGCACCAAGAAUCCGGAGACCUGCAAGAUUAGGACUUCCAACAAUGAGCGACCGCGUCGUGGACCUACCACGCCCACUGGUCCGGCACCAAAGCGUCAGUGGGAUGAUGAGCGGAGUGAUGGCUACCAGUGGAAACAGCGGCGCAAUCGUAGUUUCGAAGGAUCAGGAGGAGGCGGAGGAGGGGGAGACAGUGGAGGAAUCAGAGUAGAACGAAGAGGAGAAGGAGGUGAUGGAGGUGGUGGAGGAACCGACACCGAGGACAGCCAAGUGGCCUACCGCAACGGCAAGCCCACCAUCAGAUUCCGGCAGCCCGUCCGCAUUGUGCGUCUCCACAUCAAGGGACUCACCCGCCAGGUGACCAAGGAGCACAUCACCGAGAUCUUCGGCCACUUUGGCGCCCUCACCGCCGUCGACUUUCCCAUGGACCGCUACCAGAGGCGCCAGGGGCGUGACUACGCCUUCGUGGAGUACGCCCGUCCCGAGGACUGCGCCUGCGCCAUCAAGCACAUGAACGGCGGCCUGAUCGACGGCAAGCGGGUCACGGUGUCUGCCUUCCAGGAGCGCAUGCUGAAGGCUCCGUGGAGCCACUACCGCCGCUACUCGCCGGUGAAUCGCCGCCAGCGCCACAACUUGCCGUCCCACUCUCGCUCACGCUCCCACUCCCUAUCGCGCUUCCUGUCCCGCUCCCGUUCGCCGAACUUCUCCCGAUCCCGCACCCGUUCCCGCUCACGUUCCCGCUCGCGUUACAAUCGACGCUACCGCACCCCCUCCCGAUCACGCUUUUCACACGGUCGCUCGUCGCCGCAUUACCAACGCACCGCAUCACGUUCGCCUUAG